GGCUGAACUAUAUUUUUUCUGCGAAUCAGAUUGUGAAAGAAACAAAACUUAAUUCUCUUGAUAAAUCAUCAUUCGAACAUUUAUUUUACCCGGUUUCAGAUUGUAGUUGUAGUUAAUUAGUGCUAUUCACUAAAGGAAACAAGGUCAAAAUGAAAAUUUCAAGAUAAAAGUUGAAAAUUACAAAAUUUGAAUUUUUGUUCAAAAGAAAAAAUUAAAAAGAGUAAAAAUGGUGUUUGAGAGCAUCGUAGCUGAUAUUCUAAAUCGUUAUCUCGGUGAAUAUGUCGAGAAUUUGGAUAAGGGUCAGCUAAAAAUUGGCAUAUGGGGAGAUAAACCAAAUGAAUGUUCGAAGCUACGUCACAUAUGUUUAAUUUGUGAAGAAGAAAAAAAGAAAAAACGAAGUGGAAUGCGUGAAAAAGAAAACAAUCAAACUCCAUUUGGAAUCCACCCUGACUUAUGA
Messenger RNA from Clunio marinus, 457 nucleotides. NCBI's taxonomy places the organism in Eukaryota, Metazoa, Arthropoda, Insecta, Diptera, Chironomidae. The record is from the annotation of a GenBank genome assembly.